AUGGAUUCAUCAAAUGUAACAGGUGAAGAUUUUGUUAUUGAUGAUGCUGCUUUAUAUGAAUCAAUUCGUAAAUCAUUUACACGUGAUCGAUUUGAUCAUUAUGUAAAUGGUAUUUGUGGUUUAUUUAUUUGUUUUCUUGGUAUAAUAAGUAAUGCAGUUAGUUUUUCAAUAUUAAUUCGUCGAACAAUGCGUCUUUCAACUUAUGUUUAUUUAGCUGGUUUAUGUUUAAGUGAUUUUACAACUUGUCUUUUUCUUAUACCAGAUUAUAUAUUACAUGCAUAUCCAAUAAAUAUACUUGAUCAUGAAUUACCACGAACUCAUACUUAUACACAAAUACUUAUUAUAACAGGUGCAAUUAGUACAACAGCUCGUGCUCUUAGUGUAUGGCUUUGUGUAUCUUUUACAAUUGAUCGAUGGAUAAUGAUAUGUCGACCAUUUGAUGGACCACGUUAUUGUACAAUGAAAACUGCUAGACGUGUUACAUUAAUAAUAUAUAUUGUUGGACUUUUUUAUGUUAUUCCACUUAUGUUUGAAUAUGAAGUACAUGAAGAAACAGUUUUAUCUGAUUUAUUUUUAGAAGAUCAUAAUAUUAAAUUUUAUCGUUAUAAAUUUAGUUCAUUAGGAAAAAAUUACAUUUUUCGAUGGACUUAUGCUUCAAUUAAUGCUCUUGCUGUUUAUCUUAUUCCAUUAACAAUUAUUAUUAUACUUAAUAGAAAAUUACUUUUAUCUAUUCGUUUAUUAGAACGUCGAUCAGCUGAAUAUAAUGCACCAUUACCAACUAAACAAGGUAAUUUUAUUUAA
Molecule: messenger RNA, 801 nt
Organism: Rotaria sordida
Lineage: Eukaryota; Metazoa; Rotifera; Eurotatoria; Philodinida; Philodinidae
Source: the annotation of a GenBank genome assembly